AUGUUAAUAUCUGAAACACACUUUACCAAGAAAAAUUACAUUAAAUUUGCUAAUUAUACUACUUACCAUACUUUGCAUCCAGCCGGCACUGCGCAUGGUGGAUCCGCUAUUAUCAUCAAAAACACAAUCAAGCAUCAUCUAAGUAAUAAUUACCAAACAGAGAAAAUGCAAGCGACAAACGUAGUAAUCGAGGAUUGGAUUAGCCCGAUUACCAUCUCAGUUAUUUACUACCCGCCAAAACAUGCAACCAAACAAGAAGACUUUGAAAGCUACUUUGAAACACUGGGCCAUCGUUUUAUCUCUGGCGGAGACUUCAAUGCUAAACACCCCUUAUGGGGCUCGCGACUGAUGUCACCUAAAGGAAGAGAACUAUGUAAAGCAAUGGAAAACCUAAACCUAGAAUCAGCAUCUAAGGUGGAGCCAACAUACUGGCCCACAGAUAGAAGAAAAAUCCCUGAUGUAAUAGAUUUUUAUGUCAUCAAAAAUAUAAACAAACGAUAUUUAAAGGUACAAUCGUGCUUGGAGCUUUCGUCAGACCACUCACCGGUAUUAUUAUCAGUGUGUAGCAAAGUGUUUAAAAAAGAGAAGCCGUGUGUACUGUGCAACAGGAGAACUGACUGGACGUACUUUCGAGAGCAGGUAGAAAAAACUCUAAAUACAUCUAUAUCCCUAAAAACAGAGAACGAAAUAAAUGAGUCAGUAGAACACUUCAACCUCAGCAUACAGCAAGCAGCGUGGAAUGCCACAUCAUUUAGUUACACAAAGGGGAAAGAUAAUGAAUGGUCCGACUUGACAAAACAAAAAAUAACAGAAAAACGAAGAUUAAGAAAACAAUGGCAAAUGACAAGAUCCCCCGAGAUAAAGACUAAGCUGAAUAGGGCAACAAAACACCUACAAAAGCUGUUAAAUUAUGAGAAAAAUCAAAGAACUCAAGAAUAUUUACAAAAUCUGGGAGCAACUCAAGCAACUGAUUACUCACUCUGGAAAGCUACUAAACGAUUAAAACAACCAGUACCCUGUGUAUCAUCAGUGCGUCGACUCGAUGGCACGUGGGCUAAAAGCGCAACCGAAAAAGCUAAUACAUUUGCCGAGCACUUAAAGGAAACAUUCACUCCAUAUGAUGCUGAGCAAACAGGAGAAGAACCUAAUCUGUAUGGCAUUAAAUAA
Acromyrmex echinatior (Panamanian leafcutter ant) is the source of this 1167-nucleotide messenger RNA. RefSeq names its product RNA-directed DNA polymerase from mobile element jockey-like. The record is from RefSeq and is a predicted model, not a curated record. NCBI's taxonomy places the organism in Eukaryota, Metazoa, Arthropoda, Insecta, Hymenoptera, Formicidae.